UGUCGUUUCGUUUCAUUUAACGAUUUUCACAAAUUACAAUUUACAACCUACGUUUCUUAUUUUCGGAUAUUCAUGAGUUAGUGUAAGGUUUCCGCAAUCUAUUGUGGCCACUGAGCGUGCGUGUUAAUUGAUAUGCAUGCACGACGACAGUGAGAGUUCGUGUAGAAAUUGAAUUGAUAUUUCUGGCAAUUUCUUUUUUUUUUUGUUUUUAAUUUCUCACUUUCCAUUUAUCGUUCAGCGAGAUUUUGUCACGUUAUUGUUAUUAUUAUUAUUGCGUUCGGUGUGGAACCAAACCGAGAUGCCGUGUGUUGAAUAUGUUUGAAGACACAUGGCGGCGGUUACAGGGUUACUUAAUAAGCCUUUGUUUCUUUGAGUCGAUUGGUGUUUUUCUUUUUUUAAUAAAUUGGUCCUUGUCUCUUGAAUUGAGCAUUUGCUGCGAAAUUUUGAAGAUUCAAGUAUUCAACGUUCCAGAAGAGUUCUUUGUUUACAUUUAUAUAUAGCACCUGAAAUUGGCUUUGGAGUUCUUAUACUGUUUGUUUGUUUGGUUUUGAAAUUCUGGAUUUUGGAUUGUGUUCUGCUCAGUUUUGUUAAGGAGAAAGUGGGGUUUGAGAGUUUUGGCAUUAUUUAUUAUUAGCGUGUUUGGUUCCACAUUCCAGAUACCCCAGACGUGGUUUUUCGCGUCAGCUAAGAAGCUGGUAGUUGUAACUUUCACAUCCCUGACGUGAUUUCUUACUUCUCAACAGAGAAUUGAGUUGAUGGGGGGUAACAAUUCUAAGGAGGAUAAUAACAAUUGGAGGCAGAAUUCAUCUGUGCGUUCAAGUUCCUCUGCGUCUUCUUGGGGUUCAUAUCCUGACCCCCAAUCAGGUUAUGGUCACGGGGGUUACGCGUAUGAGCCACAACAGCCUUCUUAUCCUACACAGCAGCCGUAUUAUGCCCAACCGCCGCCGCCGCCGCCAAACUAUGGCAAUGAACCUCAGCCUCAUGCUAGCGGCAGAGUGGCCGGCCACAGAAAUGAGAAGCGGUUAGACAGGAAAUACUCGAGAAUCACAGAUAACUACAACUCCAUAGAUGAGGUGACUGAGGCUCUUGCACGUGCAGGCCUUGAGUCUUCAAAUCUUAUUCUUGGUAUUGAUUUCACUAAGAGCAAUGAGUGGACAGGAAAGCAUUCAUUUAACAGAAAAAGUUUGCAUCACAUUGGGAAUGGUCCAAACCCCUAUGAACAAGCAAUAUCAAUUAUUGGGAAGACCUUGGCUGCAUUUGAUGAGGAUAACUUGAUUCCUUGUUUUGGAUUUGGGGAUGCAUCAACACAUGAUCAAGAUGUCUUUAGUUUCUAUCCAGAUGAACGAAUUUGCAAUGGAUUUGAAGAAGUGUUGAGUCGGUAUAGGGAAAUUGUUCCUAUUAUUCGACUUGCAGGUCCUACUUCAUUUGCACCAAUCGUUGAAAUGGCCAUGACAAUAGUUGAGCAGACUGGAGGCCAGUACCAUGUUUUGGUGAUAGUUGCGGACGGCCAGGUAACAAGAAGUAUUGACACUGAGCAUGGGAGACUAAGUCCACAGGAGCAGAGCACUGUGGAUGCCAUUGUUGAGGCCAGUAAAUUUCCUCUUUCAAUCAUAUUGGUUGGUGUUGGAGAUGGUCCUUGGGACAUGAUGAAGGAGUUUGAUGACAAUAUCCCAGCCCGGGUCUUUGAUAAUUUUCAGUUUGUGAAUUUCACAGAAAUUAUGUCAAAGAAUAUUCCUCCUUCUCGAAAAGAGGCAGCAUUUGCGCUUGCAGCACUGAUGGAAAUUCCUUCUCAGUAUAAGGCAACAAUAGAGCUUAAUCUCUUGGGUGGUCGAAAUGCAAAUGCUCCUCAGAGAGUUGCUCUCCCAACACCAUCAUAUGGUUCAGCAUCUAUGGGCAUUUCAAAACCUUAUGGUUCAGCAUCUUUUGGCGCUUCAAAACCCUAUGGUUCAGCAUCCUUUGAUGCCCCAAAACCUUAUGGUUCAGCAUCUUUUAGCAGUUCAAAACCUUCUCAUGCUGCUAGCUUUGAGCAGAGUGCCCCUUCUUAUUAUGACAACACGGACCCUGUUGGCACAGCUCCUCCUGCCCCAAGUUCCUCAUAUGACAAUCAGCUUUGCCCCAUAUGUCUGACCAAUUCAAAAGACAUGGCCUUCGGAUGUGGACAUCAGACAUGUUGUGAAUGUGGACAAGAUCUUCAGUCGUGUCCCAUCUGUAGAAGCCCCAUUAACACCAGAAUUAAGCUUUACUAGGCGGCCUCUUCCGUUGUGAAUUAAUUAUUUUGUUGUGUAAGCUAAAAUUCUUUGAUUUUUUUAACCUUCUCUGGUUGUAUACAAACGUUAGAUCAGCUGUGUCUAUUGAUGAAAAAUGGUACAACAAAAAAAUAUCCAAACCAAUUAAAUUAUUUGGUUUUAUUUGGUUUGGACUUGUAAAAAAAUUCUUCAAACCCCAACCGAACAAAUGUGAACAAGAAUUUGUUUGGUUUGUUUCUUGGGUUGUCCAAACAAAAAGAAAAUGUUAAUUCGACCAUUUUAGUAUCCA
This is a messenger RNA of Glycine soja, 2535 nucleotides long. RefSeq names its product E3 ubiquitin-protein ligase RGLG2-like. Gene Ontology annotation, molecular function: ubiquitin protein ligase activity. The transcript is spliced from 12 exons. The coding region runs from base 756 to 2246 and encodes 496 amino acids. The record is from RefSeq and is a predicted model, not a curated record. Gene Ontology annotation, biological process: protein K63-linked ubiquitination. Lineage: Eukaryota; Viridiplantae; Streptophyta; Magnoliopsida; Fabales; Fabaceae.